Messenger RNA from Chenopodium quinoa (quinoa), 507 nucleotides. RefSeq lists its product as uncharacterized. Lineage: Eukaryota; Viridiplantae; Streptophyta; Magnoliopsida; Caryophyllales; Amaranthaceae. The record is from RefSeq and is a predicted model, not a curated record. The transcript has 2 exons. Bases 1 to 507 code for a protein of 168 amino acids.
AUGUCGGACAAACCUACCUUUCAUCCCGCCUUCACUGUCUCCAAUAUUAAGACUAGCAUUCCCAUUGUUCUUGAGAUGGAGAAUGUUCAAUAUUCAACUUGGGCGGAACUUUUUAAGGGCAAGGAGAAGCCUCCUCCCUCCACGGAUGCAGCGCUCGAACUGUGGUCGACUUUGGACGCCACAGUUCUCUCGUGGAUAUACUCUACCAUUUCUAAUGAUCUCUUGCAAACCAUUAUUGAACCCGAUGCUACGGCUAUGGAAGCUUGGAAUAGAUUGCGUGACAUAUUUCAAGACAAUGAACAUUCCCGCGCCGUCGCUCUUGAACAUGAGUUUUCUACCAUAUCCAUGGAAGAUUUCCCUAACGUAUCUUCCUACUGUCAACGUCUCAAGUCCUUGGCCGAUCAGUUGAAAAAUGUGGGCGCUCCUGUGUCGGAUAAUAGGAUGGUUUUGCAAUUAGUCGGAGGCCUUACGAAGGCAUAUAGUGGUGUUGGGACGUUAAUCCGGUAG